This is a messenger RNA of Arachis duranensis, 2604 nucleotides long. Its product is annotated as protein SOSEKI 3. The transcript has 7 exons. The record is from RefSeq and is a predicted model, not a curated record. Bases 505 to 2067 code for a protein of 520 amino acids. NCBI's taxonomy places the organism in Eukaryota, Viridiplantae, Streptophyta, Magnoliopsida, Fabales, Fabaceae.
GACACAAACAUUUGCAUUUGGAAAAAGAGUGAGAAGAGUCACAAGUGAAGUCAAGCACACUCAUCAAUCAUCACUCUUCACUAUAAGAAUCCAUCAAAUGAGCCAAAAUUUUCACAAAAUAAAAAGUCCAAACCAAAUCAAAAUCCAACUUUCUUCUUCUUCUGCUUCUUCUUCAGUCCUUUUCUCUGUUACAAGUUCCAAAACUUCACUCACUGUGUGCCACCUUCAAAUUCUUCGUCAAUUUCCAUCAAUUUGAAAACUUUGGCAACUUCCCACUUUUUCCCUUUCUUCUUCUGAGCUCAACCGUCCUCCCCACAACCGAACAAAUCAAAACAAAACAAAAAACACUUAGCAAUUAGUAUUCUUCUCCGUACAUCAAUUAAAUUCUUCCACCGUUUUUAUCUAUCAAGGGUUUUGAGUAUUACUAUCUUCAAGUUGUGGAUAAAGGUUGAACUUUUAGCUUGGUGGUGGUGGUGGUGGUGGUGGUGGUGCAUGUGAGAGAAUAUGGAAGGGAGGAUGAAGAAGUACCAAAGGCAAGUGAGUCCUGAGAGGGCAAAAGUGUGGACUGAGAAAUCCCCAAAGUACCAUCAGAAUAGGAAGGUUCCUGUGAUUUACUAUCUCAGUAGGAACAGGCAGCUAGAACACCCUCAUUUCAUGGAGGUUCCAGUGUCUUCCCCUGAGGGGCUAUACUUGAGAGAUGUGAUUGAUAGACUAAAUGCUUUGAGAGGUAGGGGAAUGGCUUCCUUGUAUUCAUGGUCUUGCAAGAGAAGCUACAAGAAUGGAUUUGUGUGGCAUGAUCUCUUUGAAGAUGAUCUAAUUCUACCUGCCCAUGGGAAUGAGUAUGUCCUCAAAGGCUCAGAACUCUUCGAUGAAACCAAUUCAGAUCGUUACAGUCCCAUUAACAAUGUCAAAAUGCAAAGCAUGAAGCUGUUGCCAGGGCCACCUUCUUCUAGGAGCCAUGAUGAAGCUUCCUCUUCUGAUAGCAUGAAUGGGAAAGAGAUAAAGAACUCCCAAGAAGAUGAGCUUUCCCAAGGACCACACUCUGGUUCAUCUGAUGUAUCUCCAGAGUCUAGAGAUGAAAAGAGUGACUCUCUAAGCUUGGCCUUGACAGAGUACAAAAUCUAUAAGACUGAUGGACUGGCAGACGCUUCGACUCAGACAGAAGAACGUGUUAGCAGACGGAAAACACAUAAAACUUGUACAAGGGGUGUAUCAACAGAGGAUAGAUCAUUGGUAUCUGAAUGCCAUGAAAUUUGUCGAGUUCCACAUGCGAAGGACAAUCCUGAAAUCUGUAGAGAUACCAUUUCACCGCCUCCCUCGACUUCAAGUCCCUCAUCUUUUGUGGGGAAGCCUGAAACUACUUUGGAAUCUCUUAUUAGAGCUGAUGCUAGUAAGAGGAACAGCUUUAGGAUUGUGGAAGAAGAUAGCAUUCGGAUGCCUACCAACACAAGGUUGAAAGCUUCACAUUUGCUCAUGCAACUGAUCUCGUGCGGCUCAAUAUCGGUGAAGAACCACAGUUUUGACCUUAUUCCUUCAUACAAGCCUAGGUUUUCCAAUUCAAAAUUCCCUUCUCCAUUGUUCUCAACUUCAUUUAUGUUGGGAGAGUUUGAUUGCUUGGCAGAGAAUCCAAAGCUCAUGAGCCUUAGAUUGGAAGACAAAGAAUAUUUUAGUGGGAGUUUAGUGGAGACUAAACUGAAGGAAGGAGAUGGGGAUAAUGCUCUGAAACGCUCUUCUUCCUAUAAUGAUGAGAGGAUAUAUAAAGAAGCAAAACAAGAAGAAGACAAGGAGGAACCAUCCUCAGGACAUUCAAAAUGCAUUCCACGAUCAAUUACUUCGUUGACCAAGCAAUUGCGAAGCGAAUACAUGAAAUCCCCCAUUUCUGACGAAUCGAGAAGCUCGUCUGAUAGAAUUGACAGCUCAUGCAAAUCCUCAGUAAGAUCAAAUGGUAGCAGCAAAAGAAUCACUGAACCUCUACCAGGGAAAAAGCAGUCUUAUAAGAUAGAUUCAUUUAGAGAAGAUGAGAUGAUCAAAAUUGAAGAAAGCUUGCUUCAGGAGCUCGGGUUAUAAUCCAAUCUUUGCCAUACUCUGACACACCAUCUAGCAGCUCUUAGAAAUUCAAGUUUUGGGUGGUUCCACGGCCAUCUUAAAGCCGAAAACUACUGGUUUUUGGCUUAUGGUUUGAAUUCCACAUGAUUGAGUGUAUCUUGCUAGGCCCGCAUGACAUUUUCAUAAGCCUACAAAGCGAAGAAACCGGAGAAAUACUUGCAUGCUCUUAAAGGACAUUUAAUACGUAUUUCAUGAACAUUCAUAGUGGUUUUUAUUUAUAAUGAUUAAAUCUUGUGUAAAAUCAAAGAAUGAGUGGUUAUGAAUGUUUCAAGAGUGCGUAUUAAAUGUGUUCUAAAAAUAUGGUUCGGAUCAUGUAAGUACUUUUUGAUGGGGAUUGUGAGAUCAUUGCAAAUGGUGUGGUCCCUGUGGUCCAUUCCCUCUCUUAAGUAUGUGUUGUGAUGGUUAGAGUGACUAUAGCAUUCAGAAAUGAAGUGAUUGCACAUUCUGUUGUAACUACAUACACAAAUGUAUCACAACCUUUUCACCCUUUUUUGUUCA